AUGUCCAAUGGUGCGGCUCAGGCGUCUCAGGCGACGGGUCGUCACGAGAGGGCCAGGUCGGAGCCUCGCUUCAAGGGCUGCGGCUGGGCCAAGGGCAAGGGAGUCGGCAAGGCAGGCAAGACCAACGCCAGCGGCUCAGACCCCGUGGAUUACGUCCGCUGCGCGCACUGCUCGUGCAUGUGGAACUUGAAGUCCAGGGUCGAGUGCUGCAGCUGCAAGAAGGCGCUCAGGCCCGCCGUUGUGGACGAGUUUGCACGCCCACGGGCAGCUGCUUGGUCCUUUGUGCGGAAGCCGUGGGUGGCGCAGGACGGCGCCUGGUGCGGGGACUUGCCGCCCGCCCCCAGCCCGCCCUCCGACGCCGAGUGCCUCGCGGCGCUGGCGGCGCGGCACCCUGAGCAUGGCCAGCAGCUGGAGGCCAUCAAACUGGCCGUCGCACCGCCCGUUGCGGCCGCGGCGCUGCCAGAUGUGGCCCUCAACCGCGCGCAGGCCAAGCAGCGGAGGGCGCGGGCUACCUUCACGGCCAAGGCCCAGCAGGUCCGCGACGCCGAGCAGUGGCUCCAGGCUUGCCGCGAGGAGGAGCUGCGCGCGGGGGAGGCACUCCUGGCCUGCGACCUGGAGGUGGAGGACGCGUGCAAGGCCGCCGCGCCCAAGGACAUCCAGGCGCAGACGCUGGCGGAGCAGCUGCAGCCAGGAGGUGCGUCCAAGCCAGUCGCCGGCCUCAACGUCGCGGCGCUCCUGGAGGAGGGUUUCCAGGUCGAAGCAGGUGACGCCUUCAAGCUCGGCGAUCCCGACCUGGACAUCACCGACGCCGAGCGCGAGGAAUUCAACAGCUCGUUACAGGGUUUCGUCGACCAGGUCAAGCAGCACGUCCGCACCACCUUCGGGGAGGCAAAAGCGCAGCUGGAACAGCGACGCAGCGAGAUCGACGCCAUGCAUCGGCUGCUCCUCGCCAGGCCCAGGGAGCCAAGGAGGGCCCGCUCGGGCCGGCGCGAGAAGGGCAUCCUGGUCGCGCGCAUGCGGCGCAUGGCGAGGCAGUGGUGCCCUGCACCGCGACUGGGAGCCUCGCCUCAGGACCGCCGCCGCUGGGGCUCGUACUGCGUCCCCUACGUUUUCCACCUGCUGGGCUCCAUCGAGUACACCGCCAUGCUGGACGACCUGGCGGCGGCCUCAGGCAGCGGCUCGCGCAUCGCAGAGAGGAUGAGGCUAGCUCGGGAGGUGUGUGACGAUGCUUGGAAUCACCCGAUGGGCAUCGACGCCAGGCGACUUCCACGGCAGAGGAUGGAGGACGCGCAGGCAGACGAGAAGGACGCCUAUGAGAAGGAGGUGGCCAAGCAGGUCCGCACUCAGUCGGCGGCUGAGAGGUGGUUCGACCGCCAAACGCAGCAGGCCGCGCCGACGCAGGCCAGCCUCUCCAUGGUCUUCGACGACGCCUUACAAUGUUGGAGGCUCCUUACCGUCCAGGCCUUCCAGGCUGCCAAGUGCCCGCGGCCCCGCAGUUUGACCGCGGUCGUGCUUCAAAGGGCCUGGAUCCCAGUCAAGACCCUGCUGGACGUGCCCGCGGCGUUCCCCAGGCGCUUCACCUUCCACAGCGUCAAUGCCAGCCUCAGUUGGGGCAACGUCGCGACGUACCUCCACGGCGCGGCACACCAGCAGCUCUCCGAGGGCAAGAUACCGAUCAUCGCCUUCCAGGAGCACGGCAAGCGACACCUGUGGGCCGAGGAGAGCGCGCGGGCUCUGCUCCCGCUGGGAUGGAGGGCCCUGCCAGUCCCAGCCACCGAGGGACCGAACGGGGGCGCUUCGGCAGGAGUCUUGCUCGCGGUGCCUGCAUGUGUCGGCGCCACCCUCGCGCCCGAGCAGCGGCGCUGGGACAUCUCCCCCCCUGGAUGUGCGGGCAGGCUUUUGAUGGCCACGAUCGAAGCUAAACACAAUGGCAAGUUCCAGGUUUUCUGUGCGUACCGCUUUACUGGUCAGAAGUUGUCAUCAGUGGGCAACGCCGCUAUCUUAUUUGUCAUCGCGGCAUGGGUGGUCCAGCUCCAGCUACCGUGGAUCGUCGUCGCGGACUGGAAGAACCUCCCUGAGGACCUGGAGCGAUCGCCGUGGAACAACCAGCUUCGAGGGCGUGCGGUGGCAUGGCAGGGUGAAGGCGGCACGAACCGUUCACCGCACGGUGAGCGCGUCAUCGACUACUUUUGGAUGCAUGCCAGUUUCGCGGCCAACAUCUCGCCAGCACACAUUGAUGCGGAUGCAUUUUACCACCCUCACAGAGCCACAUUGGUCGAGUUUCAGAAGCCCUGGUCAGCCUUCACAUUCACGAAGCUCGUUCGGCCCAACAAGUUCCCGAUCCCUGAUUCCAAGCCUCGCCACUUCGACUUGUCGUGCACCGCCGUGCCAGAAGGCUUCGACCCCGAGGCGCAGCCCACCCAAGCUCUGCUGGACGCUACGCGGGCGGCCUCCUGCCGCGCGGCGGAGGAGGAGCUCAUCCAGCGCUUGGGGUUUGACCCCGCCAGCAGGGAGGGGGCGCAGUGUCGUGGCCGAGGUGAGCCGCCUCGUUUCAUGCGGUGCCCGUUGCUCCCCACACAUGCCGAGGCGGUUGCAUCAUGCGGGGGCGCCAAGCGCUGGAGGUGGUUGGCGAACGAGCUGGCGUGGCUGGGCAUCAUCGAGGUGAAGCUCCUCCUGGCCGCCCCCGCUUCCGACCGCGCCCGCACCGCGCUGCAUCAGCAGCGGAGCGCCUCCAUCCGCAAGUUGCGAGAUCGUCUGAGGCACUACGUGUUGCUGGAAGGUAUCGGGGAGCUGCAGGAUUUCUUCGAGGUCUUCACCCCCCGCGAGAGGCAGUGCGAGGAUGUGCAGGAGCUCUCAGCUUGGCAUCUGUGGUGCAGUCACCACGCCUCCUACCUGGAGCGGCAGAUGUGCGUGGCGCGGCGCCAGUCCUUCAAGCAGCGUUUUGAGGACGAUUUCCCUGGUUCGCAAGGGCUCAUGCACAGGAUCACCAAAUGGCGCCAGGCCUGGCAGGCUCCCAAGGGCAGCAUUUCCAAGCAACAGCUGCCAGCGGCGCCACAGGACGCCGCGGACCAGGAGCUGCGCGACUGGACCAAGGUCUGGGCCACGGGUUCAGGUUACCCCAAGCCACGGCGAGGACUGCAGCCCGUGGCGGUCGACCCGCCCAGCGCCCACCAGCUGAGGCGCCUGGCGCAGCGCUUCAAGGCCAGGACGGGCAUGGGCGUGGACGGCUGGCAGCCCAAGCUCUGGGCCUACCUCACGGACGGCGCUCUUUCCGUGCUGGCCGCCUUGUUGGCCUGGUGCCAGCAGCUGGGGAACUACGACUACACGGCAGCUGGGCAAUCGUCAGAGCGGGCAUUGUGGAAGGCGCUCCUGGACGGCGAGCUGGUCGAUGGCACAGGCAUUCGUGCCGCGACUAUGUUGGCCGAUUUGGCUAAGUGCUGCGAGAAGGUCUCUCAUGUACGCAUGUGGUGGCUAGCGGCCUGGUUGGACGGCCCGCUGGAGGUGGUGGCCCUCGCCUUGGUUUUCCGAGUCACGCUCUACCUCUUCGUGGACGACAUCGCCUUGCGAGUCAUGUCGACCGAGGUGCGUGUCUUGCAGAUCCUGCCGCGAACCACGCGGCUGUUGUGCUGGAUGAUGGAGUCCUUCCUGGGCCUGGAGGUGGCGAGGGCGCGGGACGGGGCCAAGGACAAGUGCUCGUUCUUGCAGACGUCCAGUCCGUCAGCAGGCCUCCAGCAGCCCAUGGCUGUCCUCGGCGUCCCGCCCAGCAAGUCCGAGAGAUGGCUUGGCACCGACUACGGCACCAGCGUCACUGCCGAGAGCCUCUCAGCCCCUGUUCGGCACGCGCGCCUCAAGACAGCCAGGAAGCGCUGGCCCAAGGCUCGAGGCCUGCCCGGGGCUAGUGGCGGCAAGCUCAAGAUGGUCGUAAGGCAGGGCCUUGGAGCUUCGAUCGCCUAUGGGGCCAGAGUGCGGGGCACGCCCAGACCCAUCGUUCGCUUUACUCAACAGAAGGACCGCGCCAUCCGCAGGGGCGCCGCGGCUCUCACGCCCCGCGUGCCGCAUGACGGUCUGGACCCCAGUUGCGCCGACAUUCUCGUCUUGGCACCGGUGUUGGCGUGGGCGCGGGAAGCGUGGGAUCACCCUGAAGGCCGCCGUGCCCGGGCCACAGCUUGGGCCAGAGUCCAGCACCAGCUCGGGCCGUUCGCCGAGGCGGGCCCCCAGGACCUCUGGCAGGUGGUCCGCGGCCCCGCGGCCGCCACCGCGGUCACCGUGCGGGCUCACGGCUGGCGCAUGCCGUCGGCCUUCGUGGUCAUCCUGCCGCCGAGAGGAGGAGUGCUACAAGGGGCCGACGUCCACCUGGAUAUGCUGCAAGUGUGCCCCAAGUCCGUGGGGGGGGGGGCGCUCCUCUACGCAGCCCGUGGCCGUGCCCUAGCUCAGUGGACAGCGGCCAAGCCAGAGCGCGCUGCGCUCCUCCCCGCGCCCUGGCUGUUUCCCGCGCGGCAGCUGGUCGAGAGGCGCAAGCGGGAUGGCUGGCUGCAGCACCACGUGGACGCGGUCAAGAAAGCGGUGCUCGGCGGCUACCUCUCGCAGGAGGCCCUGUUCACGUCGGGCCAGGCGGGCGCGCCCUACUGCCAGCUCUGCGACGGCUCCAACGUGUUCGGCACCAUGCAGCAUUACUAUUGGCAGUGCAGCGGCCCGACGUGCGCCUCAGCGCGGGACCAGCUUGCAGCACAUGGGGCGGGCGCCGAGCUCAACGGCGCGCUGGUCUCCGACGGCUCGGCCAAGGGCCUGGGCGACCUCAGGCGCGGAGGCUGGGCGGCGCUACAGUGCGCGGCGCUCGCCCACGACGUGGAGCAGGGCCUCUACGGCCCCCUGCCGUUCCCUGACCCGAGCUCGGUGCUUGCAGAGUUGCGGGGGUUGCUCCACCCCCUCAGGCACGCGGGCUUCGCCACGACCAUCAUCAUCGACAACGCUCAAGUGGUCCAAGGGCUGGCCAGAGGCAGGGCGUGGUGUUGUGCGGCGGCCAGACCAUGCGCGCACGCGUGGGCGGCGAUCUGGGACCGCCUAGACGACGCGGGCAUCACCCCAGGCCAGGAGCUGUUCAUCAUCAAGGUCGCCUCGCACAUAUCACAGGUCAAGCGCCAAGCUCUGCCAGAGGAGGUCCAGCUUCAUAUGGGACACAACGACCUCGCCGACAUCUGGGCUAAGAAAGGGGCGGGCCUCAGCGCGCCGCCAGAGUGGGCCACGACGCAGCUCAAGCAGGAGCUCAAGGCCACCAAGCGCGCGCUGGAGUACAUCGGUCAUUUCAGGGUCCUCCUAGGCGGCGCCAAGCUGGCCGCGCCCCGCCCUCGGCAGCAGCAGCAGGGCGCCAACGCGCCCUCGGCAGCCCGCCCCAGGACGGCACCCAAGCACCCGCACGCCCUGGCAGCUUGCCGGGGAUACCACAAGUGCGUCAACUGCGGCAAGGUGGCGCGCACUCGUCUGGCGGCCUUCCUUCCGCAAGAGUGCCGUGGUCGACCCCGAGGGCUUCAGGGCAAGAUCGUCAAGAGUGCGGUCAAGGAGGGCAGGGUGGCGGUCCCCCUACUGGCGGCGGCUGGUGCAACUGGGCACUCCGCAAGCCAGCGCCCAGACCACGAGGCCCAGGACGAGGGGCAGCGCUUGCCAGACCGCAACCCCUCGCAGGGGCCGCCUGCUCAAGAUCCUCUCUGGGCGCCACUGGUAGCAGCCAGGGCGGCCGUGCGCAGGAUGGAGGUCAGCCCAGAGCAGCACCACGUGAGGGCGGUCAUAGACGACGCUGAGGCCUGGGCGUCCGUUUGGAUCGACAGGUUCGACCUGGACGACUACACCAACGAGUGGGACUUUCGCACGUGGUGCUCCGAGUACCUGGAGAUGCUCCUGGGUACCGAGCCGUGGACUCCCGUCCGAGAGCACCUACUUCGGGGUAACCCUGGGCGCACGGUGAGGCAGGUGGUUGGCGACAUGCGUGCCACGUCCUGGACGCGGGCGGAGCCUGCCAGGCAGGCACAGUUUGCCAGUAUGAGGCCCGACUCGGGCUUAACCAGCAGGCAGCGACGGCGGCUCCUACGGCAUCACCGUGACGUGCUGCACCAGAUCAGGGCGUGCUUCAGGAGCUUGCUGGGGGACCGCGCUCCACCUCAGACGGGUGCGUGGCAUCAGUGGGUCUACGAGCCUCUCUCCUCGGAUUCCGACGACCAAGGUGGAGUCGUGGAUAGUCGAGAUCAGGAGUCUGCCCACAGCGGCGACGGCGGCGAGGUGGACGUGGCCCUCGUGCACAGCGACGGGGAGGUCGUGCGUGCGGGCGAGCGGCAGGCGCCGCCCCAGCAGCAGCGGCCGUCACCUUCGUGGGCGUCGGGCUCGGCGGCGUCAGAGCGCACGUCGUCGCACAAUCCCGACCUCGCCUCCAGGGCACCCCUUCCGCAGGAGGCGGGGGUGCCAGCGAGCGGGGCGGGGCGGGAGGGUGUUUUGCGGAUCCGCAGUGCUGCCCUGGAGGCUCGGCCUGCUCGUUGUGACGGUGCCGACCGCGGUGAAGAGGACGAGCUAGCUGGUUCCCUGGACGUGGGAGGCGCGGCCUCGGCGGAGCCGCGGCCACACACCGUCGAGAUCGUCGGCAAGUACGUGGUCUGCGUCAUGUGUGGCGCGUACUACAGCUCGGUGGCCAGGGCCACCAAUGGCCCCUGCAGGCGGCUCGAUCCAAGAGACCCAGGGGAUCGUGAACGUCAGAGCCGGAUCAGCCGCAUCAAGCGAGGCCAGGACCCAAAGUCUGGCAAAGAUCUGAGGUGA
Prorocentrum cordatum is the source of this 6798-nucleotide messenger RNA. Lineage: Eukaryota; Dinophyceae; Prorocentrales; Prorocentraceae. The record is from the annotation of a GenBank genome assembly.